This is a messenger RNA of Sordaria macrospora k-hell, 639 nucleotides long. RefSeq lists its product as uncharacterized. NCBI's taxonomy places the organism in Eukaryota, Fungi, Ascomycota, Sordariomycetes, Sordariales, Sordariaceae. Gene Ontology annotation, biological process: intracellular protein transport; endoplasmic reticulum to Golgi vesicle-mediated transport. Gene Ontology annotation, cellular component: endoplasmic reticulum; endoplasmic reticulum membrane. The record is from RefSeq and is a predicted model, not a curated record.
AUGACGCUUUACUACAGUUUGGUCUUUAUGCUCCUAGUAGCAGAGAUGAGCAUCUUCAUGCUGCUCAUCGUUCCUCUGCCAUUCGCUAUCCGCAGGAAGCUGUUCACCUUCAUCUCCGAAAACCCAAUCAUAGCAAAGCUACAAUACGGUUUAAAAAUUACGUUCAUAUUCAUCCUCAUCCUGUUCAUCGACAGCGUGAACAGAGUCUACCGCGUCCAGGUAGAGCUCGCCGCUGCCACCGAUGCCUCCAAGGGUAACGCUGCUGCCAUCAUGGGUCACGAGCGUCUCGAGGUCCAGGCUCGCAAGUUUUACUCCCAGCGCAACAUGUACCUCUGCGGUUUCACUCUCUUCCUCUCCUUGAUCCUCAACCGCACCUACAUCAUGAUUCUCGAGGUCCUCCGUCUCGAGGAGAAGCUCAAGAAGUUCGAGGGUACCGACAAGGACACCAAGCAGUCCGCGAAGCUCGCCAUGGCCGGUGACCCUGGUGAGAUCUCCCGCCUCAAGCGCGAGGUCCAGCUCCGUGACCAGGACAUCGAGACCCUCAAGAAGCAGUCCGCCUCUCUCCACCGCGAGUAUGACGAGCUUGCUGAGAAGUACGGCCGUACCCAGCAGGAUGGUGUCCCCAAGAAGAUGAAGUAA